AUGCUACGUAUACUUCCUGCAUGCAUACGCCAUCAGCUUUGUACUCUGCGGUAAGGUAGGAAUUGUUGGGAGAAAGGGCGAUUUGUUUAAGUGAAUUAGCUGGCCAAUUCACUGCAUGGACGGACGAAUCGGCCACAAGUACUUACUAAUAGUAGAAAACGGAUUAAUUUAAAUUAUUUGAGAAACAGUUAACUUCACGAGAAGAACGACAUGAAUAAACCCGACGAUGUCAUCCAGAUAACUUUUUUCAUCGUUUCUUGUUCGCUAGCUUGAAGUAGGCUAAGCUAAUUAUCGGAAAAGUUUAAUGUGAUUAGCUAGCUAGCUACCUGCACACCUUCAUGAUCAAUCAAAUGAUUCCCUGCUGAUGAGGCAUAUUGCUGCGGAGUCUUUUUCAGUUUUUCACUGAGUGUAAUCGACCGUGGGACUCAAAAUGAAGAAACAGUUCAAUCGGAUGAAACAACUGGCCAACCAAACUGUUGGAAGGGCUGAGAAAACAGAAGUUCUGAGUGAUGACCUUUUACAGAUCGAGCGACGUAUGGAAAUGGUGCGUGUGGUGUCCCACAACAUGCACAAGAGGAUGGUCUCGUGUUUGCAGGGGCACAUCGGCACUGACGGCGAAAAGAGACAUGGACAUUGGAAAUGGGCUACAAUGGCCUCUUGGCCAGACGGACCUGGAGAGCAAAUCCCAAAUUUGCCAAAGAAAAAGCUCCCGUUAUUCGCCCUCUCGCAGUCCAUGCAGGAUGGAGGUGGGCAGCUGGGGGAGGAGUCUCUUAUAGGGACAAUGAUGGAGGUCUGUGGGGAUGCUGAGAACCGGUUAGCCUCCGAGCUAAUGCAGCACGAGGUGCAAAUUGAGAAGGAUAUUUUAGACCCUCUCAAUCAGUUAGCGGAGGUGGACAUUCCCAACAUCCUGAAGCAGAGGAAGCAAUUGGCCAAGCUGGUAUUGGACUACGACUCAGCAAAAGCAAGGUGGUUGCAGGCAACCAAGUCAAUAAUCUCAGGAACAAACACUCAAGCGCUUACAGCCAAGGCUGAUUCACUCAAAGAAGAGGUGGAUGAAGCUAUGAACAAAGUUGAGCAGUGCAAGGACCAACUUGCUGCAGAUAUGUACAACUUCUCUUCAAAGGAGGGAGAUUACGCACGAUAUUAUGUGUUGCUAUUAGAAGCACAAGCAGAUUACCACCGCAGAUCACUUACCGUGCUGGAGAGCGUUCUGCCAACCAUCCAAGCACAGCAAGACUCCUGGACUGAGAAGCCCGCCUUUGGAACGGGCCUAGAUGAGCACUUAAAGAGGAGUAACCGGGAAAUCGCUCUACCCAUGGAGGCGUGUGUGAUGAUGCUGCUGGAGACAGGCAUGAAGGAGGAGGGCCUCUUCCGGAUUGCUGCUGGGGCUUCGAAGCUGAAGAAGUUGAAGGCCGCUCUGGACUGUUCCACAUCUCAGCUGGAGGAAUUCUACUCUGAUCCCCACGCUGUCGCUGGUGCUUUGAAAUCCUACCUGAGAGAACUGCCAGAGCCACUAAUGACCUACCAGCUGUAUGAUGAGUGGAUCCAAGCAUCCAAUGUAUCUGAUCCUGACAAAAGACUGCAAGCACUAUGGGUGGUGUGUGAUCAAUUACCAAAGAACCACAAAGCUAACUUAAGGUACCUGGUAAAGUUUCUUGCGAAGCUGGCUCAAGACAGUGAGAUCAACAAGAUGACCCCUAGCAAUAUAGCUAUUGUCCUGGGACCCAAUUUACUGUGGGCCAAAACUGAAGGGAGUCUGGCAGAAAUGGCUGCAGCAACUUCAGUCCAUGUGGUAACCAUCAUUGAACCCAUCAUUCAGCAUGCAGACUGGUUCUUCCCUGAUGAGGUGGACUUCAAUGUAUCAGGGAUGUUUACUAUGCCAACGCCGAUUACAAACCACGUCAACCACCUGACUACUCCAGACUACGACUGUGGCACCAUAGAAAGGAAAAGGCCGGGUAGUAUGGUGGGACCAGAUUCAGAUAUUCCUCGCAGAGACAGCGCCGCUAACAAAUUACUGGACCACAUUCCGCGUAGAGGCAAUACUCUAACUAGAAAGCAGCACGCUUCGCCUGCCUUCCAGCCCCCUCUGCCUCCAGUGGAGGUGGCGGGGGCUGCGGUGGGGCAGCCUGCCGCCGAGCUCCAACCCCAACUGCCUGUGCCGGGGGGGCAGGGCUUGGAGGCCUGCCAGCCUAGCUUGGCGCUGGGGAUAGCUGCCCUGGCGGCCGCGCAGCAGCUUCUAGUCCAGCCCUGUGAAGAGAGCAGCUCCAAGUCUAGGGAGUCUGCGUCCACACCCCCACCCCAGAGGAACGGCUCUGCAGGAUCAGGCCAGCUGAACGUGGGGGCUCCUGUGGCGGGAACCACAGGCCCCAGUCCUCAUUUGACACGCAGAGGCACCAAAAAGCCAGCCCCUGCCCCUCCGAAACCAGCCAUCCCCCCUCCAGGUCAACCGGGCCCUCAGCCAGGCCUGCAUCCCUCCCCAGGCACCCCUCAGCCCCUCCCCCACACAGGAAGACCUCUCUCCAGCCACUCUCCCACAGCGCAGACUUCCACUCUAGCGGUCACCCAAGCUGGCACGACACCUCGCCGCCACUCCAGCAACCAGCCACCCAUCCAAGCGCCCAACCACCCACCUCCGCAGCCACCCACCACACAGGGCACUCCUCCGCCUCAGGGCCAGACAGAGCCUGGGGCAGACCCCUCCCCGCCCAGCACUCCAACCCCACCCAACACUCCUCCACCGAUCACAACUCCCCAGGAUGGCGCCGGAACCCCCAUCUUUUCACCGUACCCAACAGGUUCUCUGCCCCGGCAGCGGCCUGUGCCAAGGCCACGGAACCGGCCCAGCAUCCCUCCCCCACCACAGCCUCCCACUUCAGGUGCAGGCACGGACACCAACGGCAUCUGUGGCUCUGCGUUCAAAAUGAUGGAUUCGGGGAUGACAUUCAAGGGGCUGAGCCGGGCUUACGUCCCUGACCUGUCUGGGGAGCAGCAGUCUCCGGGCUGCCAGCCCAAAGACGGCGAGCUCGACUCCGAGAGCACCGUCCUCUGAGAGGGAUCCGCCUUUGCUCUGGAGUGUCCCCAACCCUUGGCAUUCCCAGCACCCUAUCCCUCUCCUCCCCUCUGCCUGGCCCAACGGUUCGGUAACCCACUGCUGCUCUCCCCCCCCUCUAGUUACCAAAGUGUAUACCAACCUGCCAGCCUUCAGCUGCCAGCUGCUUUCCUCUUAAGUGCCCAAGCUUUAGACAAUCAAACUCCCAGAGGCCAAGGAGUACUGUGCCAGAGGAGCUUCAACUCUAGGAAACUGAGCGUCUUUACGAUGUAAAGGUGCCAGGUGAUGUUGAUGGAUUACAUGACAGUAAAAACAGUGCAACUGUACAUGUUUUUGAGAUUUCUUGAGAUACUAAAACCCCACAAGAGUUCUAAAAGCUAGGUGAUGGGUGGACUUUUUGUAGAGAACAUAAGAAAACAAUAUUUGUUUGAGGUAUGAACGUGUGUAUGUGUUUUGAUGUGUGGGGUUGAGUGUGAGGUUGUGUGUACAUUUGUGAUUGAAGUGCCCUUUGCUGACAUGAGAUGAUAAAAGAGGAACGUUUAGCAGGACAUAGGAGGGAGGUUUGGUUGAAACCCAAAGCACCGCUUAAAAAAAAAAAAAAGCAAACACAUAAAAAAAAUAUGUAGCUGGUGACUGCAGGUUUCCGGUCCAUUCAUAGACAUAAACUGACCCUUUUUUUUUACUGCUUUUGUAUGAGAACUGUCUCCUAUUUGCUCUAUUUAUUACCCAUCAACACAUUCCUGUGGCGAAAGGUUUUGUCUUUUUUUUUUUCUUUUUUUUCAAGAAGCCUUAUCAGUGCCUCCUUACAUAUUUACAGGGGCUAAUUCUGUUCAUUGGCUACGAUAUGUAUCAAUGCCAAGAUUUAAUUUCCUGCCUUUUCUUCUUCCCCUGUUUUUAUAUUCAUGGGGCAUUACUGUGACUGGUCAAGUAAACUGAAUGUGGUAUGGCAUACCAAUUGCUCCUCGAUCCAAGUACAAAAAAACUCUAAAAUACAUUGCAGUCGCACUUAUAGUCAUGUCAUAAGAGCUGUCUUACGGUUCCUGUGAAGGUCCAGGCAAUAUUAUCAGACAUUCUGAAAAGACCUUGGAGUAAAGUGGUGACGUGGUACUAAGAAUUUAUGGACCACAGAACUGUCAUCUUUUACUUUUUAUUCAGAACUUUUUGCUGUCUUUGAGUAAGGUCAUGAUCUUGUAAAGAAGCAUAGAUGGUACCUUUUCAGUGGCAAAACUGUGCUAUGUCGGUGAUACCUGAUGUCAAUGUUGUACUUACUUUCCAUGACUUAAAAGUUUAAACCAGCUUUUCUGCUACCUUGCUGCCUUAUGCCUCAACACUAAGGAACCCUUUUUUUAAACAGAAGUUUAGAGAAUACACUACACUUAUGAAACAGGAAUUGUUGAUGGUGCAUUUGAAACUCUUAUGUUAAAUACUACAAGGGACUGGUGAGCUCUGAAUGAAUCUGGAAAAAAAAGACUGCUUGGUAAUACUCAUUUUCAAUAAAAUGUUAAAUGGUUA
Sardina pilchardus (European sardine) is the source of this 4564-nucleotide messenger RNA. It is a transcript of the gene arhgap17a, whose product is annotated as Rho GTPase activating protein 17a. The transcript is spliced from 21 exons. Gene Ontology annotation, biological process: signal transduction; regulation of Rac protein signal transduction; positive regulation of GTPase activity. The coding region runs from base 431 to 3052 and encodes 873 amino acids. Gene Ontology annotation, molecular function: protein binding; GTPase activator activity. Gene Ontology annotation, cellular component: intracellular anatomical structure; cytoplasm; cytosol. The record is from RefSeq and is a predicted model, not a curated record. Lineage: Eukaryota; Metazoa; Chordata; Actinopteri; Clupeiformes; Clupeidae.